AGGCAUUUCGACUGGGACGUCCUCGAACUCCUUUCAGCUGUUUCUAUUCUUCGCUCCUUCAUCUCCCAUCCCAAACCCGCACACAAGGCCGUUGCAUCAACGCUUGCAGAUCUCCUUCUCUGAAUUUUCACCACGAUCCUCUUCGAUAAUCCCGCAAGCCUUUGAUCGUUUUCCCCUAUUUCUGGGAAAGCUUUCUGUAAUUGCUUCUUUAGGGUUUCUACGAACCUCUGUUCGUUUAUUUUAAAUCAGGCCAGGCCUUCCAAGUGGGUUGAAUGAUUGUGUGGCAGCAACUAGGCUAUGACUUCAAGUAUGUUGAGUGGGGAUCGAAGAUGGGCCUCUUCAAGUUCCAGGAGAGGUGGUAUGACUGUAUUAGGCAAAGUUGCAGUUCCAAAACCUAUUAAUUUGCCCAGUCAAAGGUUAGAAAAUCAUGGUCUGGACCCAAAUGUGGAGAUUGUUCCCAAGGGUACCCUCAGCUGGGGCAGUAAAUCAUCUUCUGCAUCAAAUGCUUGGGGGUCGUCUUCUCUCUCACCAAACACUGAUGGUGGUAGUAGCUCACCCAGUCAUCUCAGUGCUCGUCCAUCAUCAGGUGGAAGUGGCACGAGGCCUUCAACUGCUGGCAGUGAUAGGGCUCUUGAACCUAAUUCAAAUGCAUGGGGUUCAAAUUCUAGGCCAUCAUCAGCAUCUGGUUCACUAACAACAAAUCAGGCUUCACUGCCAUCACUGCGUCCUCGGAGUGCAGAAACAAGACCUGGUAGCUCACAGUUGUCUCGAUUUGCUGAAUCCUUGACUGAAAAUCCUGUGGCUUGGAGUAGUUCAAGGGCUGCGGACAAGCUGGGAGCCAAGAGUGAGUUUUCUCUUAGUUCUGGAGAUUUCCCAACUCUUGGUUCUGAAAAGGACAAGUCUCUAAAGAAUUCUGAGUUGCAAGACCACAGUUCUCAUGGUCGUCCUGGCUCAUCUUCUGGACAUGGGAAAGAAAAAGCUGAAACCGUUGAUGAUGUUUCAGUGGAUGCAAAUGUCAUGGGUGGAGCAGUAAAUUCUUGGGGAGGAGAUCAUCAGACGCACAGUGAUGAUGGAAUGAAGCCUAGCAUGGAGAAAUGGCAGGGGAAUCCCCACCCUUACCCUAGUGCUGGGAUUGGUCCUCAGCAUUAUGAUGCUUGGCAUGUUCCUCCAGUGAAUAACCCUCAAGGUGGUGUUUGGUUUAGAGGACCGCCUGGUGGGCCCCCAUUUGGAAGUCCUGUUACUCCUGGUGGAUUUCCAAUUGAACCAUUUUCUUAUUAUCGCCCUCAUAUUCCUCCUACUGGUCUUGUCAACCCACCAACGGUUCCUCCUCCUGGGGCUGGUCCUCGAGGGCCCCAUCCAAAAAAUGGGGAUGCGUACAGGCCUCAUAUGCCUGAUUCAUAUAUUCGUCCAGGUAUGCCUAUUAGGGCAGGCUUUUAUCCUGGUCCAAUGGCCUAUGAUGGGUAUUAUAGUGCUCCAAUGGGUUAUUGCAAUUCAAAUGAUCGGGAUGUUCCUUUCAUGGGAAUGUCAGCUGGACUUACUGUUUACAGCAGGUACUCAGUUCAAAAUCCUUCUGAGCCUGGCAACUUACAAGGUAGAUCUGGGGGAUGUGUUUCUUCUGGAAAGCAAUCCUCAAAGCAAGGGGAAUCCAGUCAUCCUCCUGAUACUGGUGGACCAUACAGAGUUCUUUUAAAGCAAAAUAAUGCAUGGGAUGGAAAAAAUGAACCAUCAAACUGGGAGGAAUCAGAGACAGUAAAUGCGUAUGUUGAGCGGAGGGAUAACAAAGGACUGCCUGUCUGGGACAAUGAGCAGAAAACAGAUUCCAGAGUAAAUGAGGAGAUGAAUUCAAGGGCAGGUGGUUGUGGGGAUGAAGUUUUGCAGACUUCAGAAAAUCGAGGAUCUAGUUUUUCUGUCAAAGCUGAUCAUUCUGAUAGUUCUGGGAAUAUCAAGACAUCAAAUGACACUUCAGCAAGGAAAUUGGAUCGUACUGCUUCUGGUGGGGAAGAAGUCCCUUCACGAUCAGUUGCCCCAAAAGAAUCCAGCCUAAUUCAGAAGAUAGAGGGUUUGAAUGCAAAAGCUAGGGAUAAUUCAUCUGCUAAGAGUAGGGAGGAGCAAAGGAAUAAAUUUUACGCUGCUAAUGCUCCUGUAAAUCAUGUGGAAAAUGGAGUUGUUGCUGGUGAUAUGCUUCUUCAGAGAAAAUGCACCCCUGAAGUCUUGAAUCCAACCCUUCGUGAAGUGAGUGCCUCUGGUGGAGAAAAGAAUCUUGAAUCCUUGUCUUUCAGGGGGACAGAAUCAUCCAGGCGAGCUGUUCAUGGCAUUCAAGGUAGAGCUGAUCAUCGUAGCAAGGGAAGAUUCAAUAAUCAAGAUGCUGAUGAGUGGCGACAGAAGUCUGUUGAUGCUGAUUCCACUCCAUCUAGUUCACAGUUGGAAGCAUCUGAUGUUCACAUUGGUGACCAUCGAAUAUCCAUUGAAACCUAUGACAGGUCUGGGUCCUAUCACCAAGCUAGGCAUGAUGGAGAAUCUGUGCAGUCCAUGUCUGAUCCAAUUGCCACUCAGGCACAGCGUGCUAAAAUUAAAGAAUUAGCUAAGCAGCGGACUAAGCAGCUGCAAGAGGAAGAGGAGGAGCGUAUAAGGAAGCAAAAGGCUAAAGCACUUGCGAAGCUAGAUGAGCUUAACAGGCGUGCACAAGAAGUGGAAGGAUCAAAUUAUAAAGAGAAUGCUACAAGUUCUGCCCUCAAGAAUAAGACACAGGAAUCACAAGCUUCUGAAUCAGCAAAUUUGGCUGGCAAAUCUGGGGCAUCCAUGAUGUGUAGCACCAAUAGUCAGAUAAGUGUGAAUGGCACUAACCAAGUAGGAACAUCAUUGAUCUUGUCUGUUGAACUGCCCUCUGAAAAACUAGACACUGGCAAAGAAUCUGUUCCUAAUCAAUCAGUGACCUUGCACCAGGAUGUUUAUAGUGCUGAAGCUACUGGGGAUAUGCAGGUUCUAAGUAAUAUUGCUGCAAAGCAGAGGCGAGUGGGCUAUAAACAAAAGCAGAAUCUUUCAUCCAAUGAGAAGCUUAUUUCUGCCACCCCAGCUGCCUCAAAAGUUGAGAAUGGCACAGUGAUUGAUGCUGGCUCUCCUGGGAUUGUAGCAAAUGAAGUCUAUUCUGCUGGUGGAUUGACUAUUGUGGCUGAGUCUUCUGUAAACCAGAAAAGGAAGAAUAAUAAUAAGAAUGGAAAGAACAAACACAAAGUUGAGGAGAGUCCGUCUUUUGCAGCAUCAUUACCUCUGGCAACUCCAAAGGAAGCCAAUUUUUCUAGAAGUUCUGUGGAAAGUGAUCACCCCAAGGCUUCUAACUUUGAGUUAAAUCAGGACUCAGUUCUGCCUGCUUCCUUGUCUAAAGAUCCAAAUCAGCAUCCAGAGCAGUCCAGAAAUUCAUCAAAUGAGGAAUCCCAUGGUAGGUUGAGCAGCCAAUGGAAAUCUCAGCAUUCUCGAAGGAUGCCAAGAAACAUGCAGGCUAAUAGACCAACAGAGAAGUCCCAUGGGAAUGAUACUGUGAUUUGGGCACCAGUUAAACAUCAAAAUAAAAUGGAGAUUGCAGAUGAAUCAGCUGAGAAAAGUAAAUUUGAGACAGUUAACUCUGUAAAGGUUGAUCAGCAAGUGCAUGGUAAUUUUAAAAAUAAGAGAGCUGAAAUGGAGAGAUAUAUUCCCAAACCUGCUGCAAAAGAAAUGGCUCAGCAAGGAAGCGUACAACAGGUGGCUUCAUCAAUCAAUGAGCGCCCUACAGAUGAGUUUGUUGGAAGAGUUGUUUCUGCUUCUCAAGGUGGCCAGAUUUCUCAACAUACCAGUUCACCUGUUGUAAAAGUUGCUAGUGGAAUGGAGUCCAAGAAUGGAGAUGUCAGGCAAACUAAGCAGGGAAAAACUCAUGGAUCAUGGCGGCAACGGGGUUCAACAGAAUCUACUAAUGUGCAUGAUGCGGAAGAGGGACUGCACUCUGAUCCAAACAAUGGUCAAAAUCUUCAAAGAUCAACUGAACGUCAACAGGCACAGAAGUCUGACAUGAGCUCAGUGAAAGGCCAAACCAAGCAUGUUAAUGACUCCAUUGAUCCUGAUGGGUCACACCACAUCGCCAAUCAGGAUCCAACUGCUCAGCCUUCUGCUCCUGCUGUUAAAGAUCAAGCAGUGACAGGCAGGGGGAGGCGGGGUCCUUCCAGAGGACACCGGGUCAUGGGGAUGAACCAUGACAUUGAUCACAAGAAACAUGAUCGGGAGGCUGAGAAAAUUGAAUUGCAAAUCUCAUCAUCUGAGCCUGGUCAACCAGAUGUUGGUGCUGCUUUGAAGGAAAAUCGAAGUGUUGGAGAACGUUUGACGGCUCACUGGCAACCUAAAUCCCAGGCAUCUAGUAGUCAGCAGGGUAGCAGACCCAAUUAUCGCAAUGUCUGUCCAGAGGCAAGUCAGGCUAUUCAAAAGGAUUCCACUCAUGGGAGUUUAUCUCAUCCAGGAGGCCCCUACAACGAGACUGACUCACAUACUCCCCGACCUCACAGUGAUCAAUCAGACUUAGAGAAAGGCAAGGCGGGGGGAGCUACAAAUAUAGGGAACCAAGAAGCCAAAAGAGAGAGUAGAAAUGCUCCACCAAAGGGUCGUUCCCAUUCCCCAAGUCAGGUAAUUGUGAGUUCAGUUGAGCCACCUCCAACAAGUGUGGAUUUCAGACCUGAGCAGCGCUUGUCUUCUGGAUUUCGCGGAAAUGGAAAUCAAAAUCGUUUUGGAAGGGGACAUGAAUCAAGAGGGGAUUGGAAAUCAUCUGGGCAAGACAACAGACAUUAUAAUCAGCUCCGGGAAAGGCAAGGGCAUAGCUUGCAAUAUGAGUACCACCCUGUAGGGCUGCAUGAUAAUAGCAAAUCAGAUAACCCGGAAAGACCUAAAGACAGCAAUUACAAUGGAGGAAGAUAUAGGGAGAGAAGUCAAACGCACUCUAGACGAGGUGGGGGGAAUUUUUAUGGACGUCAGGGUGGUUCUUUUGAUUAAAUGCUGUUAAUUAGUGGGGAGAGGCACUGUAAAAUGGUCUGGUUUCCAUCAGGAGCCUAACCUCCAUUAGCUGUGCUUGGAUGGUCGGCCAUUUUCAGGUAUAUGUAGCUUAGGUUUCAGAUGCGAUUGAAUUGUGAAUCAAGAUGAAUUAUCUUCUGACAGUCGGUGUAUGCAUUGAGCAGGGCUGACAACAAUGAAGAUGGUACCCACAAAUUUUGGGGUGCCAAGGGGGAGGGAAGGUUUGGCUGCUAGUGACCUGUGUAGUUGGAUGUUAUUUUCCGCUGUACCUGAUUGGAAAUAUUAAUUUCAUGGCAUUUUGUUUUUGUUUC
This is a messenger RNA of Prosopis cineraria, 5336 nucleotides long. Its product is annotated as protein MODIFIER OF SNC1 1. Gene Ontology annotation, biological process: epigenetic regulation of gene expression. Bases 298 to 5007 code for a protein of 1569 amino acids. Lineage: Eukaryota; Viridiplantae; Streptophyta; Magnoliopsida; Fabales; Fabaceae. The record is from RefSeq and is a predicted model, not a curated record. The transcript is spliced from 10 exons.